UUUUCUGUCGCAUCGUCUCAUGUUCACAACGAUGUCUUUAAGGCGAUCUUUAUCUAGAUCCUCGCAUCCUCGGAUGAGAAUUAUGGUCGGAGGAAAAUACUUCAAGAUUCGGAAGGACUUGGUCGUCUUCUUCCAGAGAAAACUCGCCGACGAAGACAUCAGGGACUACUUCAAGAAAAUCAAGGCGAAAGAUUUUCGUCGCUAUCUUCGAGCGGUCGAAAAAGAUGUUUAUCCAACCAAACCUCGCAGAAUGAUGCGUUUAGCGAUGGUCGCAAAAGGUCUAAAAUCUUCCGACGUAUAUGACACACUUGUCCAGCGAGUUUUACAGUCUCUGAAGAUAGAAAACUGCUUGGACUUGGCAAGGCUAGCCCAUUUUCUAGACGUACCAGAAAUCGAGCACGCGGCGGUAGAUUUCGCUCUCACGCACAGGGAAGAGGUUUUGAAUGGAGCCCCUGCUGUUAAAAAGGGGACACCCCGUAGGAUAACUCAUUGCUGGAGGUGUAGGUGGAAGUACAACCAGUGGAAGUCUUCGGAAAGCUCCACGCCUUGUGAACUGGAGUUUAUCUUGGAGAGCGGAAUCGGACUACUGGAGGACCUAUGGGGUGGUCAGUACAGUACCAGUGGAUUCCGCUUGGGGAAGGCAGCGGUGAUGGGAGCAGGAGACUGCCCGGGGUGGUCGUCAGUAGUGCCGAGCGGUGCCCAGGCAAAGGCCCGUCGGGACGUACGUCGAGAAGUCUUCUUAAACACUGUACUACGCGCAAGGACCUUCCCGAUGACGAUUGUGCCAAAACGUAUGGUCUUUUCACAUGGGAUUCCAUAUCUUCCCCAUGGAGCGCUUUGAGUGGAAUAUCAGUAUAUAUCACAAACUUCGUUUUUAUGCAUAAAACAUUUUUAUUAGGGGUGGGUAUACCGGUGCACAUAGUCAUGUACAGGUAUGGUUCAGGUCCAGAGGAUCAGGUUGCAGUCCUGUCCUGGACCUUAUUGUUUGUGAAAGCUUAUGAAUACUAAAUGGUUAUACUCAAAACAAUGGUCAAUUUCGCUACUGAAAGGAAUCUGUUUGUUGGAGUAUCCUAUCUUCAUGUAAACAACGCUAAUUGCCUCUGUUAACUUAGACCAAGUUUGUCUGUAGAAACCUAGCUGACCCUAUUUCGCUCUUGUUAUUUUCUUGGACCGGUAAACCUAUCAAAACGUGAUUGUCUGCCGCCGUGGUGACGGUAUAAUCCGUUCAUUUUCUAAUCGGUACAAAAUGCGAUUUGCUGAUUUCUUCAGGUCCGGUUUUUCCUGACCGGUCCAGCAAGAAAAAAAUCGGUUUUGAACCCCUGUACAUAUAUAUAUGUCAGGGUAGAAUCUGCGAUUCUACCAGAUCGCAGUCUCUACCCUGACAUAUACAUGUAUUAUGUGGAUCUAAUGAUUCAAUUCGAGGAUUAUUUGCCAACGAAAUAACGAGGAUAAUCACAUCGUUUUAUAGAAGUAGCGCUAGCGACGAUGGUCUUACGGUCUUAUAACACAGCAAAUCCAUUUUGUAAUUGUUUAAACAUGUAUAUAUUGUAAAUGAUUUCUUUGACGACAGAAUGCACUGUACGAGUUGGUUGAACACAUUGCCCAUUUUGACCAAGUCAGCUUCUAUGUAGCUAUAAAUUUUCUUUACUCGCAACGGAAAUGUUCAUAACAGCGCAUUUUGUAUCAUAAUACGUAUUCCGAAGUGUAUAAGUUGAAAAAUGAUGUUCACACGUCCUCCGUAUUUUUAACGGUUGCUUGUAUCACAGAAAAUGUGUUGAUCUCUUCUUAUGUACUGACUACGUAUAUACUUCACGCUACGUUCAAUUCAAAUGGAAAACAAUUAGCUUUUCAUACAUCUUCCAUUUUCUUAUGUUGCUUGCAUGAUGAGGAAAUAUGGUGACCUCUUCGUAUAUACUUCAUAUAUACUUUGCGCUAUGUUAA
This is a messenger RNA of Branchiostoma floridae (Florida lancelet), 1941 nucleotides long. RefSeq lists its product as uncharacterized. The transcript has 2 exons. The coding region runs from base 20 to 841 and encodes 273 amino acids. The record is from RefSeq and is a predicted model, not a curated record. NCBI's taxonomy places the organism in Eukaryota, Metazoa, Chordata, Leptocardii, Amphioxiformes, Branchiostomatidae.